CCUCCAGAGCGACCGUUAUUCGGACGUGCUUGUUCGGCCUGCGGCGAUAGCAACAGGCUGAGCCGCCGCUCGUCCUGUAAGACAGAGCGGUCUCUCGCGGUACAAAGUUAGGUGGUUUGGUAGGACCGUGACUUGAUACUGAGCAGAGUCAGGGUAUCUGGAGUAGCAGAUCAAUAAGACCCAGUAGCUGUUCAAGCUCGCCAUCAUGGGUUUCGGAAAAGGAAUCGACGGCGGCUGCGGUAAGGUGAUGCAGUACCUGCUGUUCCUGGCCAACUUCCUCAUCUUUGUCGGUGGCCUGACAGUGCUGUCGGUCGGCAUCUGGACACUGGUCGACAAGAACCAGUUCUCGGAGAUCGUCGGCACCACCAUGUACUCGAACGCCGCCAUCCUACUGAUCUUCGCCGGCGUCAUCGUCGUCAUCAUCUCGUGCCUGGGCUGUCUCGGCGCACUGAAGGAGAACAAGUGCAUGCUGCUGUCGUACUUCGUCAUCCUGCUCAUCAUCUUCCUGUUCAUGCUGACCGCCGGCAUCCUCGCCUACGUGUUCCGGGACGAAGUCGGCGACAAGAUCGAGGACGAGAUGAAGGACACGAUGGAGGACUACAACCAAAAGCAGGCCAUCAAGCAGGGCUGGGACCUGGCGCAGUCGCGGCUCAAGUGCUGCGGUGUGAUCACGAAAACCGAGUGGGGUAGCUCCAUCCCGUCUUCCUGCUGCCCUGACGAACCGGAAACGUGCACAUCCGGACAGGCCUACAGCGCCGGCUGCAAGGAGAAGGUCAAGAUGUACGUCAAGGAUCACGCCAAGGUGAUCGGCGGUGUAGGCAUCGGUAUCGCCUGCAUCAUGAUCCUGGGAAUGAUCUUCAGCAUCAUCUUGUACAAGAUGAUCGAUUAAAAUAAGGAUAGGGAUGCAGAAGUUGGAUCCUGAAGACCGGGAAGUGGUAAGCUGAGCGGAGGUACUGCUGAUGAAGAUGUGCUGUUGGUACGGGGGAUAAAAGAUCCCCACAGAUACGACCAUUGUGGGGCGUCGGCUCACCGGCAUCUGAAGAUAUCAUGGGGCUGAUGCUAAGGGCGUUUCGUUUUGAUAUUUAGCACCAUUCAACGGUUUUAACUAUGAAUGUUGAAGAUUAUACUACCUAUUCUCGCAAGUUUUGCAGCUUCUGAAAGGUUGGACCAAUAAAGCAAGAGAUACAAACCAGCAGAAAAUAUAUACAUAUUAGUACUGGCAUACAGUAGCGCUUCUUCUGCGACCAACAGUUCACUUUGUCCGUUUCGAAAAGGAAUGCUCGCCUUGUUUAUCGAGCUAGGCUUAUUUUGGUGCUUUGACGACGGUCGUGUCGGCAUCGAUGUAUCGUAGUCUGCGCCAAUUUGUGCCUUCUCUCUGCGCCAGUUUAUAAUCGUCAAUCAUUAACGCUGAUGUGUCACAAACGUUAAGCAUUAACACCACGCGGAAUAGCACACAUGUAAAGCUGUAAUGUUACGCUUCUGGCAAGAAAUGUUACGCUUCUGGCGUGUUACAAGUAACUUUAAACGUACCGUGCGGCUUCGGUGUUGUAUCGAAGCAGUGCUGGCUAAUGCAGGUCAUCGUGAUUGUCGUAACACAAGCUGAUUGUCGAUGUUUCUAUGUCGUUUUAUAGGCACGUUUGUAAUUGUACUUGUCGUUUGUUUCUACGGUUAUAUUGCAAACACCUGCAAUGAUUUCUGCCCGUAUUUCGCGCGUGCAUCGUCCAACCGAUGAAUUGCCUUGUUUUGUAACGUUGUUUCGUCCUACUCUUUACCCAUCUACGCAUAACUAGCGGCCGAAGUAUUUGCCCAACGGCGAAUUAGUCAGUGUUUCAUAGACAACGAAGCAUUAUUACCCUUCUUUGGGGUCUAGCUAAUAAUAUAAGCUAUACCUAUAUGUGUUGUAGAUUGGUCCACAUAACGAUGUGCAAGAGGUAUAUUUUAAGGUCCUGUGUAAAGUCGAGUUCACGUCGGAUGUGUUUUGCAUUAGGCGCAUGUGCCCGAGUCAAGGAAUGUUAUACAUCAUGAGAGAAUAAAUAUGCUAAAUGCAGCGAUAUUGCACAAAGACAGUCGAGCCUCAGAUGCGUGCCUCACUAAAGCAGCUCUUGAAUUGAGUAGCUGCUAUGCAUAUGAUUGCAUCCGUUGUGAAUCUAGCAUAAACUGCAUGUUUCUGUGUGUCUAUAUGGAGUUAAAUUUUCAGAACUUCAACUACAACUGAUGACCAACUGCGCUUGUAUAUCAGCAGUGAUAAACAUACUUGUGGUUAUCUAAAAAGGGGCUUCGGAAUCAUCCACGUAUGUUUUCCAUGGUCAAUAAACGGUAUAUCAUUUA
This is a messenger RNA of Amphibalanus amphitrite, 2328 nucleotides long. Its product is annotated as tetraspanin-9-like. The coding region runs from base 206 to 889 and encodes 227 amino acids. The record is from RefSeq and is a predicted model, not a curated record. Gene Ontology annotation, cellular component: membrane. The transcript has a single exon. Lineage: Eukaryota; Metazoa; Arthropoda; Thecostraca; Balanomorpha; Balanidae.